Ixodes scapularis (black-legged tick) is the source of this 1857-nucleotide messenger RNA. RefSeq lists its product as uncharacterized. The transcript is spliced from 3 exons. Bases 151 to 1707 code for a protein of 518 amino acids. Gene Ontology annotation, molecular function: zinc ion binding. NCBI's taxonomy places the organism in Eukaryota, Metazoa, Arthropoda, Arachnida, Ixodida, Ixodidae. The record is from RefSeq and is a predicted model, not a curated record.
AACUAGCGAAAACUGGGUUCGAGGCGUUCUUCGUAUGAAAACACGCCCGCCAUUAGGCUUGAAUUGUACACGUUGCGAGGUCCACUGUUCUUGCACGCCACUUUUCCGCCUAGUAUUCGUAGCUCGGCUACCUUUCGGCAACUGUUGAGGAUGGCCGAGGACGGCAGCAUCCCGUUCCCGUUCCCACCCGACGGCUGGACUGAGAACGCUCCGCCGUUCGCCAACCUCUCGCAAGAUGAAGUGUGGCGGUACCUUCACCGCAAGACGGACUCGCUCCGACAAGCUCACCGGGGAUGGGCCUUCAAAGAAGAAGGCUACGUCCGGAACGUCCGAUGGAACACAUCGGACGAUUCCCGGAUCGGUCUCGUCCGGGGCGUCUGCCUGCCGUCAAUGAAGAAGGCGCCGUACACAGUCUCGGCGUGGUUCGCCAGAGGCACCGGGAGCGUCAUCGGCGGCACUUGCAGCUGUGUUGCUGGGAAAAGCCAGUCCUGCCAACAUAUUGCAGCACUGCUGCUCUAUGCCGAAGAGAGCUGCAACGCCUGCUCGACGAGCUGCACCGACAUACCCUGCACCUGGAUUGUGCCUGCUGAAGCCAAGAAGCCUGCUCCCCUGGUGCCACUUGCAGACAUCACGUUCCACAAGUACCUGAUCAACAGGCCGGUGAAGCAGAAGAAACGACGCUCUUUUGACCCUUGUGAGAAUGUUGGUGUUGCUUCGGCUGAGGAGAUUCAGCAACUGCGAGAUGCCCUCAGUGUGUCUACACCGGGCCUCCAGUGGCUUCUGUACAGUGGUGUACAGCAACUUGGACCAGCGGCACCAGUGCUCCCCAUCCAAGAUGAUGAAGAUUUGUGGAGUGAGAAUGCCCGGGACGUUGUUGCAAAACACAUGGAGUCCCUUCCAACAUUGACGGAGGAAGAGAGGGAACAAGUGACCCGGUCCACCAUCGGUCAAGCCAAUAAUUCAAGGUGGCACAAAGAGCGGCAGGGCAGGAUUACGGCAUCAGUCUUCUCUGCUGUCAUCAAGUGUGUCAAGCCCGAGUACCUGGUCAAGGGUAUUUUGUACCCGAGCCCAGAUGCCUCAAGUGAGGCCAUGCGCUAUGGGAGGACGCACGAGGGUACCGCAGUCUCAGCCUAUGCAUCACUCAUGGCAGCAUUCGACACUCCCGUCGAGAUCCGCGAGACUGGGCUGCACAUUCACCCAGAGUGCAGCUUCAUUGCAGCAUCGCCCGACCGCAUCGUGAGGAAGGACAACGAAGAGGGCCUUUUGGAGGUGAAGUGUCCGGCUUCGAAGAUUGGGCUAACACCAAUGGAGGCAUGCAAGGACAAGAAGUUCUGCUGCGAAGUUGUGGAUGGCGUGGUACGACUGAAGAAGACUCACGCCUACUUCUACCAGGUGCAAGGGCAGAUGGCAGUGACCGGACACCAGUGGUGCGAUUUUGUUUUUUGGACUAACAACACGACUGUUGCCAAUUCGACGCACGUCGAGACCAUCGCCUUCGACAAGAAGUUCGUUGAUGGAGCACUGCUGCCAGGGCUUAUCUACUUCGCCAAGCAUGCCCUCUUCCCAGAAGUGGUAACGGGCCGUGUGAGGCGUCGAAGAGCCCUGAUAGCUCGCGGCCAGUACGUCUCCUUCAAGAAGUUCUGCAAAGGGUUUUAUGUGGUGGAGGACGGUCCCGGACUGAAAAAGAAGCUGCGUAGGCUGGAGUGAAGGAGCGCCUGCAUGAAGCCCGAGGCUUCUCCAAGUCACAACGGCUCUUUUCAGAGCCAAAUAAAUAUGCUUGUCAGGGGCAGUGCUUUUGUAGCCACUCCCGUGUCUUUGAGAAUGGUGUUUACUGCAGAAAAACAGGACACAGGGUGU